CGAGGGCAUUAAAGUAAUUAACUCAACUAGGGUUUUUUUAACUGGACUAUUCACAAAUAUUUCUGUUGAGCGGCUUUCAGUUGUACCGCCGUUUCUCCCUCUGCAAUCAAUAGAGGACUCACCGGAACCUUAGUAACCACCGCCUGCAAUCAUGGGUAUUUCACGGGACUCGAUGCACAAGAGAAGAGCCACUGGAGGCAAGAAGAAGUCUUGGAGAAAGAAGAGAAAGUAUGAGCUUGGAAGACAACCAGCAAAUACUAAGUUGUCAAGUAACAAAACAGUAAGAAGGGUGAGGGUUCGUGGAGGUAAUGUGAAGUGGCGUGCCUUGAGGUUGGACACUGGAAAUUACUCUUGGGGUAGUGAAGCUGUGACCAGGAAGACUCGUAUACUUGAUGUGGUUUAUAAUGCAUCAAACAAUGAGUUGGUUAGGACCCAGACUUUGGUGAAGAGUGCAAUUGUUCAAGUGGAUGCUGCACCAUUCAAGCAGUGGUAUCUUCAGCAUUAUGGUGUUGACAUUGGUCGCAAGAAGAAGACAGCUGCCAAGAAAGAAGAAGAUACUGAUGCUGCUGCUACUGAAGAGACGAAGAAGAGCAACCAUGUCCUGAGAAAAAUUGAAAAGCGUCAACAGGAUCGCAAGCUUGACCCCCAUGUUGAGGAGCAAUUUGGUAGUGGCCGUUUACUAGCUUCAAUCUCUUCACGUCCUGGACAGUGUGGGCGUGCUGAUGGAUAUAUUUUGGAGGGCAAAGAAUUGGAGUUUUACAUGAAGAAACUCCAGAAGAAGAAGGGAAAGGGUACCAGUGGUGCUGCCUAAUCUCAAAUUUUUGCCACCAGAAAUGUCAUCUUAUUAUACCAUUCACUUUUUCCAUUCCAAAUUUCUCUAGUUUUCGAGAAUUAGACUGAACUUUUCAAUUGUCAUGCUAAAUCAAUUUUUGUGAAGUGGUGUGUUAAAUCUUUUCUUUUGGGAAUUGCAUUCUUCUUAUUUCU
This is a messenger RNA of Olea europaea var. sylvestris, 984 nucleotides long. Its product is annotated as 40S ribosomal protein S8-like. Gene Ontology annotation, biological process: translation; maturation of SSU-rRNA from tricistronic rRNA transcript (SSU-rRNA, 5.8S rRNA, LSU-rRNA). The record is from RefSeq and is a predicted model, not a curated record. Gene Ontology annotation, cellular component: cytosolic small ribosomal subunit; ribosome. The coding region runs from base 152 to 811 and encodes 219 amino acids. Gene Ontology annotation, molecular function: structural constituent of ribosome. Lineage: Eukaryota; Viridiplantae; Streptophyta; Magnoliopsida; Lamiales; Oleaceae. The transcript has 5 exons.